Messenger RNA from Ascoidea rubescens DSM 1968, 1625 nucleotides. RefSeq lists its product as uncharacterized. Lineage: Eukaryota; Fungi; Ascomycota; Saccharomycetes; Ascoideales; Ascoideaceae. The record is from RefSeq and is a predicted model, not a curated record. The coding region runs from base 137 to 1345 and encodes 402 amino acids. The transcript has a single exon.
AAAUAUCAAUUGAGAUAUAAUUGAGCUCCAAUUUGAAUAAGAUACUUGACACUAUUUUGCUAUUAAAUUUUAUAUCCAUUCUUCAAUAUUUUUAUAAUUAAUUAAAUAUAUUAAUUAUAACACUUUUUAUUCCAACAUGCUUUCAUUUGGUUUUAAGUUUAUAAGUUUUCUCUUUUUUUCAAAUGCAUUAUUAACAGUGGCAAAUGCUCAAAUUCGUAUUGAUUCCUCAGAUGAUAUUGGAUCAGAAAGAUUAUUAAAAAGUAAUCUUGGAAUAUAUAAUAUCGGUAAUAAUAAUAAUAAUGGAAAUGGAAAUGAAAAGAUUGUUUAUAUAACUGUUUCAGAAAGGAAAACUAUUACUGUAACCAAGACUGUUACAGCCCAUAUUGAAAUCCCAACUAUUACUCAAAAUAAGAAUCUAAAUUCAAGACAUGAAUUAACUUAUAUCACAACCACUUCAAUUUCAAAUAGUUAUGAUGAUGAUCGUAAAAACAUUAAUUAUGAUGAUAAUGAUUAUGAAAGAGGAUUUGAUAAUAAUAAUAAUAAUAAUAAUAAUGAAAACGGUAAUGGUAAUGGUAAUGGUGAUAAUAUUAAUAAUAAUAAUAAUAAUUUAUUUAUAUCAAGUUUAAAAGAUCCAUCAUUGUCGACUGAUUUGAAUUCAAUUCCAUCGACCACAGAAAAUGAAAUAAAUACUCCCACAGUUAAACAGCCAGAUGUAUUUCAUGGGUUUCCUGAUGAAUUUCCUAAGCAAAAUCCUAUUUUAAAACCUAUUGAAUUUAAUCACUCCCAACCAACACAUCCUGAACCAAUUAAAUCUGUUCCAAUUGAAACAAAUCCAGUCGAUUCUAAUCCUGAUUCAAAUUUUGAUUCAAAUCCUAUUGAUUCAAAUCCUGAUUCAAAUCCUAAAUUGGAUAAACCAGAUUAUCCUGCCCCACAGGUCCCACUUCCAAUUUACAAAAAUAAACAGGUUAUUAAUUCAAAUACUUUAGCAGGAAAUAACCAAACUGCUGGUAGGUUAUAUCGUUCAGGAAAUUAUCCAGCAGGAUCCGAAAUUCCUGUAGGCUCAAAUAAAAUAAGUGAUAAAGACAAAAAUGAAAACAAAAACAAAGACAAAAACAAAGACAAAGACGAAAACGAAAACAAAAGUAACGAAAAUAACAUUGAUAACAACAACGAAACCGAUAAACAAGCUGGUAACGGUUCGGAAAACGAUGAUAGCAGAAAUUUGAGAAAUAUUGAACAAAUUAACGCUGAUAUCAUAGACAGUGGAGGCAAUAGUCUUACGAUUGGGCCCAAUGUUGCAAUUGGAUUUGCCAUCAGCUUGGUGAUUGGUUUUCUAACCAUUUAAAGUGGAUAUAUACUUUAUCUAUAGUUUAUCUUUAAUCUCUUUUUGUUAAGUAUACUGAUUGUGGAAUCAAUCUGAGCUGCAGUUACAGAAGCACGAGAAGAAGAAAAGGAAGAAGAAGCACCAUCUCUUUUCCUGCACGUGCCCGAGAUGGUGGAGAUGCUUCCGAAAGCAGUGUCAUCGCAUCUCCAGAGGUUAUCACCUCUUUCUUCCCCAUUUGCGCCAUAGUUUGAUCUAGCCAUUGAGAGCUGUUCUAGAAAGCAACUGUGGGCCUUUGGUUUUG